Didymodactylos carnosus is the source of this 303-nucleotide messenger RNA. NCBI's taxonomy places the organism in Eukaryota, Metazoa, Rotifera, Eurotatoria, Philodinida, Philodinidae. The record is from the annotation of a GenBank genome assembly.
AUGUUAAAAGGUACAGGAUUUCCAAUCUCUGUUCAUGAUAAUCCCUUUCACUUUAUUGAAGCGGAGCAUAGCAGUUUAAUUAAAGUGAAAAAAGGUGUUGAAUAUUUAAAGACAACAAACGAAGUUCAAGAUUGUCUAUUUUAUCGAAUCGUACAUGGAGAAUCAGAAAUAAAUCAAUUAUGGUAUGCAGAUGAUUUAUGUGCUCUACUUGUUUCUCGAUCGCCUGCUGCUCGAUUACAUUUUUUAAUUACACCAUUAGAACAUAUUCGUACUAUAAAUGAAUUAACUAAUGAUGUUUUCUGA